Messenger RNA from Moesziomyces antarcticus, 1236 nucleotides. Its product is annotated as ER to Golgi transport-related protein. The coding region runs from base 1 to 1236 and encodes 411 amino acids. Gene Ontology annotation, cellular component: COPII-coated ER to Golgi transport vesicle; endoplasmic reticulum; endoplasmic reticulum membrane. NCBI's taxonomy places the organism in Eukaryota, Fungi, Basidiomycota, Ustilaginomycetes, Ustilaginales, Ustilaginaceae. The transcript is spliced from 2 exons. Gene Ontology annotation, biological process: endoplasmic reticulum to Golgi vesicle-mediated transport; retrograde vesicle-mediated transport, Golgi to endoplasmic reticulum. The record is from RefSeq and is a predicted model, not a curated record.
AUGGCCGAGCUUCUCGACUCGCUGGACAAGCUGCCCAAGAUCCGCCAGUUUGACGCGUUUCCCAAGACGCAGUCGAUCUAUACGCAGCGGUCGUCCAAGGGCGGAGUGCUGACGAUCAUCUCUGCGCUGGCGCUCGUGUUUCUGCUAUGGACGGAACUAUCGACGUAUCUGUACGGCGAGCGCGGGUAUUCGUUCGCCGUGGAUAGUCAGAUGCAGUCGACGAUGCAGAUCAACAUGGACAUGACCGUGGCGAUGAAGUGUCACUACCUCACCAUCGACGUGCGCGAUGCGGUGGGCGACCGUCUGCACGUCUCGGAUUCCGAGUUCAAAAAGGACGGAACCACGUUUGAUAUCGGCCAUGCCGAUCGACUCGAUGCGCUUCCGCAGGAGGCGCUCGAUGUGGGAAAGACGAUUAGCAAGGCGAGGAAGAAGCCGCUGUAUAGGAGGAAACCGCGCAACAAAAAGUUCUCGAGACAGGUGGCGUUUCACAAAACCGCACACGUCGUACCGGACGGUCCGGCGUGCAGGAUCUACGGCAGCAUGGAGGUCAAGAGGGUCACGGGCAAUCUGCACAUCACCACGCUUGGACAUGGCUAUCUCAGCAUGGAACACACCGACCACAAACUCAUGAACCUCAGCCAUGUCAUCCACGAGUUCAGCUUCGGCCCUUACUUUCCCGAAAUCUCGCAACCGCUCGACUCGUCGGUCGAGACCACGGACAAGCUGUUCCAGUACUUUGUCUCGGCCAUACCCACGCUGUUCAUCGACGCGCGCGGGCGGCGGUUGCACACGCACCAGUACUCGGUGACCGACUACACGCGUCCCAUCGAGCACGGCAAAGGCGUACCGGGCAUCUUUAUCAAGUACGACAUUGAGCCGUUGCAGAUGACGAUUCGCGAGCGCUCGGUCUCGCUCGUCCAGUUCCUCGUGCGUCUCGCCGGCGUCGUGGGCGGCGUAUGGGUAUGUGUCGGGUACGCAUUCCGCGUCACCACGCGCAUCUCAACCCUCGCUACGUCGACCAACGAUCGAGACUCGCCCGAAGCAUACGCCGCCAGCUACGGCUACACCCGCCCCGGCAUGCACAAGUCGCCCAGCUGGGUAGCCGCCAACGACGCCGUGGGCAAGCUCAAGGACAAAUGGGCGAAUUUCGGCGGCGACCUGGGCCGAACGCCCGGCCACCGCAAAGUGGAUAGCGUCCAACAACGCAUCCUCUCCGAAGAAGGUCGUGCCUUUUAA